Molecule: messenger RNA, 3712 nt
Organism: Nothobranchius furzeri (turquoise killifish)
Lineage: Eukaryota; Metazoa; Chordata; Actinopteri; Cyprinodontiformes; Nothobranchiidae
Product: N-acetylmuramoyl-L-alanine amidase
Biological process (GO): detection of bacterium; peptidoglycan catabolic process; defense response to Gram-positive bacterium
Molecular function (GO): zinc ion binding; peptidoglycan immune receptor activity; N-acetylmuramoyl-L-alanine amidase activity
Source: RefSeq, a predicted model, not a curated record
AAACCUAGAGGGCUGAAGAUCUGGGGGAAAAUGGAGAACAUCAGGAGACACAUGAGGAAGACGCAGAACAAGGACACAUGAGGGCGCUAGAAGACACAAAACGAGAACCUAGAGAGGGAUGGAGAACACAAGGAGACACACGAGGGGAGACGCAGACUCAGACCAUGACAAUACCCUGCAGCAACAAGCACCAAUAAAACUAUCCCUCCCUGCUAACAACACCCCCCAUAUAAAACAAGCAGCACACUUAGCUUUACAGUCCGCUCGACCCCCUCCCGGGGUCAAAGCUCCAGCGCCGUCCAACGCCCCGGGAUCUAACGUCGUUGGCGGCGGUUGAAUCCUCCGGCCUGGUGACCACCGGUCGGUAAGCCCUGGCUGACUACAGGAGGCGGCUGACCUCCCCUCCUCCCACAGGAACGCCUCACCUCUCGCUGGCUGCCUUCGUCGCCGGCAGCCCUAAACAGCUGUGAUCGACACCCACCCCCCGUCACCAGGGCUCCGCGUCCGCUCACGCAGUCCGACUGUUCUCCCAACCACGAGCCCUCUCCUCCCCGGUCUCUUCAGCUCUUCCCGUGUCCUCAUCAGUGCAGUAAUUCCUCACACCUGGCCCCCGUAGGUUAACUCCGCCCUCUUCACACCACAGCACUUUUUAAAAGUGGGUGUACCCUUUUAUGCUGAGCACUGUACAAUAAGCCUCCCAACAACCUCAUUGAUGCUGCUUCACAACACCUGUCUAAGCUUCACUCAGACUAGCCGUUGACUCAUCAGUCCUCUGAAACGUGAUCCAUUUCCACAAACUAUCCACACAACAGGACGUCAUUAUUCGUAACAUUUACACAGAAACGUGCUACGAAAUUCCCCCAAAGCUCAGGUCAAAGUUAAUGGGUAAGAUUUCACUGCGAUCAGAAAUCACAAAUUAGGUCAAAAUGAAUAAAAUCAACUUUAAUUCAUCGAAUAAUUGUGUGAUGUUUUAUAGGGAAGUCCAAUAUCGGCAUUAAAAUGUAGCAUCGGAGGUGACUGGAAUCUGCUUUUUCCCUUUUAACGACACAUCCUUUACGUAGCACGCACACGUUAUACGUCAAACUCUUCCGCUACUUCGUCUCACCUUCAAAAUGUCAAAAUAUGACGGAUCUGAGGUCAAGUUUUUGUUUUGAAAUAGAAAUGCAGCUGUGUUGUUAUUAAGAGUUGAAAUGUAAAAUAAAACUAGUUUAAGAGGUAAAACCGGAGCGAGAUCAUCCACAGGAACAAAAAUGUGACUUUUUUGUGUUCAGUUCAGAACUGCUACCAGUUUAUGGAUCUACCACCAGAUCCUGCUGCUCUAGUCCCAGAUGGAUCAGGAACCUGGACCUGUCCCAGACUAGAACAGACUUGUUAGACCUGAUCAUCAGCGCGACGUCUUUGUGCCGGUGGGCGGUGACCUUGGCGGGGAAACCGCCGUGAGGAUGGCCUCCAUGAUGGCGGCACAGUUUAAGCUGCUGCUCUCUUGGGUCCUCGUGCUCAGACAGGCUCUCACGGUGCUCCGGUUUUUCCGGUGACCACCCGUCUGGGUUUUGCUUUUGUAUUCUGUUCUUUUUGGUUCCUCCAAUAGAAAUUCCUCAUUGCAAGUUUCAGAAAUCACCUGACCUCUGCUCUCUGCAGCCCAGAACCCUCAGCGGUGGAUUUUCCACAUCACCGAGACUAGUUCGCCCACUUCCUGUUUCGGCUGCAAGCUGCCAGGAACCAAAGUUGCGGCCAUGAUUUCAUGUCAACCCAAACGUGUUACACGUUUAUAUCUGGACGCCUCGCUCGUGUGCAGAUAUAUUUCUGCCCCAGCCACCGGGACUCACGUGAUUCACUGUUUUGGGACUUCCUCAGUUUUGCAGACACACUCUGCUUUUUGCGUUCACGGACAAGAACGUGUGUUGCUUCAGAGAGGAAUGCUGUUGGUUUGCACAGCAAUGACCAGUUUGUUGCCAGUGUUCCCAUUAGGUCGGUUUCACAAACGACGGCACCAAUGGGACAAACGUGCUGACUGAGAUUAAUUACAGGAAUCACAAAUUUUCUGAAAAUGUCCAAAUCACGUAGAGACCUUGGAGGACAACGUCCAGAUGCCAGGGUCCCACAGUGGAUGGUCACAUGCAGGCGUAGCCGAGCUGCUGUGUGCUCUCAGCUGUUGCACAACGCUCCACACACUCGCGGCAGGUCUUCUAUAAAUGAGCGUGAGACAACAACAUGUGCACAUUUGAAGGCUGAAGUUCACCGUCAGGAUGGAUGGAGGCUUCUGGAAGGGGACGCUGGUGCUGUUGGUCUGCACCUACACUGCUGAAGCCUCACUUUCCCUCCACAUGGACGACUUCAUUAAGGCUGUGAAGCGGGUGGAGGCUCAGGACCCCGGAUCGAAGCCGGUAGCUGUGCUGAAACGGCUACGCAGAGCCGCCGGCCUCAACAACGCGUUCAUUCAACACUUCCUCUCUGACGCCGCCACCAGUGGUCCUGAACUGGAAGCUAACCUCUCAGCUUACGUUCACAAGGCUGUGCAUCACAGCGUGCAGGAAGACGCCAGAGAAGAAGGAGUGGUUCUGACUUCUGAUGGUACCACUGUUGCCCUCAGGCCACUCCUCCUGGGUCUUGAAGCUGGGUUCCUGUCCAAGACUCGAGGACAAGCCAGAGGCCUCUACCACCUGACUCUGGCCAAAGACCUGGGCCUUUCCUUAAGGCGGCGCUCCAACAGACAGCACUUUGAUGCCGAUGGCUGCUGGGACAACCUAACCUCUCCUCGGGUGUUCACCCUCUCAGCCAAACCAUCGCUGCUAACUACAGCUCUGGUUAACGGAGGCAUGGAUGGUGUGGUACUGGGGAUGGAGGUGUCUGGCAAAGCAAGACAACAUCUCAAGCUCAGCAGUCUGCUGACGGAGUACUACAACCACCAGCUGAACAGCGAGGGACUGGACAGCGCCCCUCGUCUCAUCAGCCGACGACGCAGGGAGAACUUUAAAGGCCUCACUCUUCCUCCAGCGCUGGCCAGAUGGGUGGUGAAGUCCGUUGAGUUGGAGCAGCAACUAGGAGGAAACCCGUCAGGCGAGACAAAGAAGCAGCUCAGAGCGCUGGUGCGGAACAGACUGAAGGCGUUUUUCCACACGGUCACUGGCUGCCCUCCCAUCAUCCCUCGGUGUAUGUGGGGUGCAGAGCCGUACAGAGGAACGCCCACUCGCCUGACUCUGCCGCUGUCCUUCAUGUACAUCCAUCACACCCACUCCCCGAGCGAGCCUUGCCUGACGUUCCAGCAGUGUUCUGCAGACAUGCGCUCCAUGCAGCGCUUCCACCAGGAAGACAGAGGCUGGGACGACAUCGGGUACAGCUUCGUCGCCGGCUCUGACGGGUACAUCUACGAAGGCCGAGGGUGGCACUGGCAAGGAGCCCACACCCUGGGACACAACUCCAAAGGUUACGGCGUUUCCUUCAUCGGGGACUACACCGCUCGUCUGCCAUCUCAGCACGCCAUGAGGCUGGUGAGAGACCAGCUGGCGGCCUGCGCUGUAGGUGGUGGUCGACUGACGUCCUCCUUCACUGUGCAGGGACACAGACAGGUGGUGAGCACAUCCUGUCCUGGAGACACCUUCUACGAGGAGAUCAGAGGCUGGGAACGCUUUGGGGAAGUGAAGAAAUGAAAAGCUUCUACCCGACGAGGAGAACAGCUGGUUAAACAUUUCAAAUAAAACCUCUGAGGCCUGUU